Molecule: messenger RNA, 1266 nt
Organism: Candida albicans SC5314
Lineage: Eukaryota; Fungi; Ascomycota; Pichiomycetes; Serinales; Debaryomycetaceae
Exons: 1
Coding region: 1-1266 (421 amino acids)
Biological process (GO): positive regulation of cellular response to hypoxia; positive regulation of SREBP signaling pathway; translational termination
Cellular component (GO): nucleus
Molecular function (GO): protein binding
Source: RefSeq, a predicted model, not a curated record
AUGGCCAAGAGAACAUUAGGGUUAGCAAAAGCUGCUAAGGCCAAAAAACAAAAGAAAGAACAAGAACAUCAAGAAAGUUCUGCCAGCCCAGACGAGGAAUCAUCUUCAUCAAACCAAUUGACUAUUGAGUUACCAGAAGAAAUCGAUGCAAAUGAUGAAAUUUCUCAAUUAAAAGGGUUGCAUAAGACCUACUUACAAUCGGAAAGAGACAAUGAGUUACUUGUGAACGGUAUAAUUCAUGAAUGUGACAGAUUAUUGCGUGAAAAUGAUUCAGAGAAUAAACAACCACUCCCAGCUGUCUUCCACGCUAUUUACGCAAUUGCUUUAGCUGAACUAAGUAAAUUCCAUACUGAAGAAUUGGAUAAAGUCAAGGAAUUUUUUAUAGCAGCUUUGGAAAGAGUUGAACUGGGCUUGGAAAAAAAUCCCAAUGAUAUUAACUUACUAGUUGCCAAAACCAAAAUAUUACUUGAUCAAAUCCUGUUGCAAUAUAUUGCCCCAUUAACUUUGGAAUCUGACGUAAAAGAAUUAGAUAAGGAAAUCGAUGAAUUGUUAGAUGCCGCAUUAAGUGUUUAUGAAUCAGUGGAAGCUAGAGCCAAAGAAUUGAAGGACUAUUCCAUAUUUGAUGACUCUGAGACUUUGGACAUUUUGGAAGCAUUAGAUGAUAUACUAGACAUUGUCGAUAAUUUUGGUAAGGAAAACCAAGGUGACGAUGGCUCUGAUGAAGACGACGAAGAAGAUGACGACGAAGAAGAGAAAUCGGUUGAAUUGGCAGAAACUCAUCCCUUGUACAAAAUUAAGAAUAGUGACAAAUACGAUCAAUGGUGGAGAGACCAUACUCACUUGUACUUGGAUAAUUUGGAAAAAUUAGAGAAUGGAUCGCCCGAAUUAAAAAGAGAAGUCUGUCAUAGAUUGGGACAAUCUUAUUUACAAGAAUCUGAAGUACCAUAUCUGGUAUUUACCAAAUUGAAAUAUGACGAUGAGUAUGAUGGGAUUGAAGAAUUGGAAGGGUUGACAGAAAAAGAAGCCCAAAAGAUUUCUCAAGAAUUGAUUACCAAGGCGUUAGAUUACUUGAAACAAGCCAAAGAUGAAGAGGAUCCAGAAACAUGGGUUAGCAUCGCCGAAGCCAUGAUUUCGUUAGGGAACUUGUAUGAAGUUGAUAGUAAAGAACAAGAAGAUUUGUAUUUGGAAGCAGAAAAGAUCUUAAAAAGGGCAAAUAAUGUCACCAAUGGAAAAUUCCAAGAAGAAUUAGACAAUCUUUUACCAUAA